This is a messenger RNA of Capsicum annuum, 1729 nucleotides long. Its product is annotated as putative methylesterase 12, chloroplastic. The coding region runs from base 507 to 1568 and encodes 353 amino acids. The transcript is spliced from 5 exons. NCBI's taxonomy places the organism in Eukaryota, Viridiplantae, Streptophyta, Magnoliopsida, Solanales, Solanaceae. The record is from RefSeq and is a predicted model, not a curated record. Gene Ontology annotation, molecular function: methyl jasmonate esterase activity; methyl salicylate esterase activity; methyl indole-3-acetate esterase activity. Gene Ontology annotation, biological process: salicylic acid metabolic process; jasmonic acid metabolic process.
AAAAUAAGAAAGAGAGUCACUGAAGUAGUACAUUGACCAAGAAAAAAAGAAAAAAAAAAACUAGGCAUUGAAUUCCUUGUAUACUUAGCUGUUUUCCCAUAUUUUCUCACCGAUCAAAGGAAUUAAUAACCCCACCUCCCUUCCACUUCCGCCUACUGUCACCUCUAAAAUAAAUCAUACUUGCAACUCCAUUUUUAUCCAUUUUGCAGUUUUUUUUUUCAGCAAAAUAUUUUCCGGGUCUUGUUCAAUUUAUUGAAUAAACUCUGGGUUUUGUUCAAAAUUGAGUGUUAAUUUCUAGGUUUUCAAAAGUGGAUUUUAAGUUCUGGAUUUUGUUCAAAAUUGAAUUUUAAGUUCUGGCUUUUGUUCAAAAUUGAGUUUUAAUUUCUGGGUUUUGUUCAAAAUUGAAUUUUAAGUUCUGGAUUUUGUUCAAAAUUGAGUUUUAAUUUCUGGGUUUUGUUAAAGAUUGAAUUUUAGUUUCUGGGUUUGUUAAAAUUGAAUUUUGGGAAAUGGGUAAUAGAUUUAUUUGCAUGAAUAAGAAGGAUAUAAGAGAAAGUAGGAAAAAUGGAAUUGGGUCAAGGAGUGCGAGGAUGGAAAGAUCAAAGAGGAGGUCAUUAUUGGAAGAGGAGUUGCUUCACAGACAAGCUUUGUCUCUGGCAAUUCAGCAACAUCAACAGUCGCUGUCUCAAAGAUUUGAUGGGUCAAUUUCUAAGCGUAUUGGAUCUACUAGCUCUCGUCGUCGCAGUGAUUUGCCCCAACAGCUACCCAAUUCCAAACAGUUACCAGAAUUUUUGGAGAACAUCAAAACAAAGAAGAUUGUUUUGAUACAUGGAGAAGGAUUUGGAGCUUGGUGUUGGUACAAAACAAUUGCUCUGUUGGAGGAAACAGGAUUGAUCCCCACAGCCUUAGAUCUCACUGGAUCUGGUAUUGAUCUGACAAAUACAAAUAAUGUUACAACUCUAGUGGACUACUCAAAACCAUUAAUUGAUUAUCUGGAGAACUUGCCAGAGGAUGAAAAGGUAAUUUUGGUCGGUCACAGUGCUGGAGGUGCUUGUGUUUCCUAUGCCUUAGAGCAUUUCCCAGCUAAAGUUGCAAAAGCAGUAUUUCUUUGUGCCACGAUGAUAUCGGAUGGCCAGAGGCCUUUUGAUGUGUUUGCUGAAGAGCUGGGGUCUGCAGAGCUUUUCACUCAGGAGUCGAAGUUCUUAACUUAUGGGAAUGGUAAAGACAAACCUGCUACUGGCAUCAUGUUCGAGAAGGAGCAAAUGCACGGGCUAUAUUUCAAUCAGUCUCCUACAAAGGAUGUUGCUUUAGCAAUGGUUUCAAUGAGACCUAUUCCUCUUGGUCCGAUGAUGGACAAGCUAUCACUGACACCUGAAAAGUAUGGAACUAGUCGUAGAUUUUAUAUCCAGACAUUGGAUGAUCAUGCUCUUUCACCAGAUGUCCAAGAAAAGCUUGUGAGGGUAAACCCUCCUGAAGGAGUUUUCAAGAUCAAAGGCAGUGACCAUUCUCCAUUCUUCUCCAAGCCACAGUCGCUGCAUAAGAUUUUGGUUGAAAUUGCGCAGAUUCCAUAAUGUUAUUAAUUUGUCUGGGGAAGUUCUUUUCAUAGUGAGAAUGGCUUCAUUGAUUCUUGUGGAGGCUAUAUAAUCCAUGAGGUUGUUGGUUGUACAGGAGGAGAAUGACGGUGUAUUUUAUAUCCAUUUGGAAUAAUAGGUAUAUAGACAAUUUAACUUGA